AUGGGCAAGGACUACUACAAAAUCCUGGGAGUGGCUAAGGAUGCUGAUGAAAAUCAGUUAAAAAAAGCUUACUACAAGCUGGCACAGAAAUGGCACCCCGACAAGAACCCCAACAAUGUGGAAGCGGCCACGGAGAAGUUCAAGGAGAUUUCCGAGGCGUACGACGUUCUGUCGGACCCUCAAAAGCGGUCAGUGUACGACCAGUUUGGAGAGGAGGGCCUUAAGGGCGGUAUGCCCGGAGGCGGGGGAGGCGGUGCCGGGGGCCCGGGGGGGGGCCCCGGGGGCUUCCCCGGCGGCGGCGCCUACCACUUCGAUGGCGACAUGGCGGAGAGUUCGGACGGUCGGGCGGCGGGCCCGGGGCGGGGGGCCCCCGGCCGGGGGCGGGGGCCCCCGCGGGGCCAGCCAAGGUGGAGGUGCCCCUCAAGGUGUGUAUCCCUGGAGGACCUGUACAAGGGCACCUCUAAGAAGCUGCGGAUCACUCGCCACAUCGUGGACGGUGCGAGUGGCAAGAUGAUUCCGGUGCAGGAGGAGGUGCAGAUCGACAUAAAGCCGGGGUGGAAGGACGGCACCAAGAUCACGUACCCCGGCAAGGGCGACGAGCACCCCGGCCGCCCCGCUGAUGACCUAGUCUUCGUUGUACGACAGCAGCCCCACGCCACCUUCACCCGCGACGGCAACGACCUAGCCACCACGGUCAAGGUGCCCCUGGUGACGGCCCUCACGGGCGGUACGAUAACCGUGGGACCCACAUUGGACGGCAGGCGGCUGCCCGUGGUGCUGGACCGUGUAGUGACCCCUGGGUCGGAGCGUGUGGUGGCGGGAGAGGGCAUGCCCAUCAGCAAGGGCCCCGAUGCGGGCCGCAAGGGCAACUUGAGGAUCAAGUUUGACGUGCUGUUCCCAACCUCUCUCAGCAAGGAGCAGAAGGACCGCAUAAGGCCCAUCUUGACAGGGGUCUAG
Messenger RNA from Volvox carteri f. nagariensis, 957 nucleotides. RefSeq names its product molecular chaperone (gene dnj7). Gene Ontology annotation, molecular function: protein-folding chaperone binding. The record is from RefSeq and is a predicted model, not a curated record. The transcript has 6 exons. Gene Ontology annotation, cellular component: cytosol. Lineage: Eukaryota; Viridiplantae; Chlorophyta; Chlorophyceae; Chlamydomonadales; Volvocaceae. Bases 1 to 957 code for a protein of 318 amino acids.